This is a messenger RNA of Heterostelium album PN500, 339 nucleotides long. RefSeq lists its product as uncharacterized. The transcript has a single exon. NCBI's taxonomy places the organism in Eukaryota, Evosea, Eumycetozoa, Acytosteliales, Acytosteliaceae. The coding region runs from base 1 to 339 and encodes 112 amino acids. The record is from RefSeq and is a predicted model, not a curated record.
AUGAAAUCAAUUCAAUCUAUUUUAUCAAUCUUAUUUGUAGUUUUGGUCAUUGCAGUUUGUGUCCAAUCAAUGCAAAUCCAUCAAAACGAAAAGGAAAAAGACAGAAAGGAAGUUUGUGAAGCUUGUCGUUCCACUUAUGAAAUCGCCAAGAAAUGGUACAGAAAAGGUUUCUCCGAGAAUGAUGCCGCUAAACUCGUAAGAGAAAUAUGUCCAUUAAUGCAAGGAGCCACCAACGAAUGUUAUCAAAUGGCCGACCAAAUUAAUAGAUUUGACGAUUGUAUAAAGAGAAACACUGAUGCGGAACCAUGUUGUCGUGACAUGGGCUGGUGUCAUGCCUAA